CAGGUUUCUAGGUCUGUGGGCUUUUAGUCUUUGGAACCGCAUGGGCUGCAUGCGGAGCGUUCUUGCUCACGCCGCCAGCAGCGAGACUACCGAACUGCGCCUCUCCAUCUCCGCUCCCCAGACGCUGUGCGUGCGCUCUGCACUCACUGGGGAGGACUUGGGGAUGGCAACCCUGCAGCCGGAGAUGUCCAUGCAGCAGAUCAAAGAAGCCAUUGCAGAAGCCACCCAGGUGCCAACCUACCAGCAGCGCGUGCUCUUUCAGGAGCAGCAGCUGGCUGAAAGCUUGGAAAGCUUCGUGAAGGCGCUGAACGAGCAAGACGAGGUGUGUCUGACACUGGUCAAGGACGUCACCGUGACGAAUGUGGCUGGAACUCAUUUGGUGCAGUAUCCGAACUGCACCUGCACCCCGGGCCCCAACGAAGCCUGCUGGGGCUACAGGGGCACCGUGCAGGAGGUCUGCCCUCGCUGUCAGGAGAGGCUGACUGGCAAACAGAUCCGCACCACAGAUGGCUGCCGGAGGAAUGGAGAUGGCUAUGGCUUUGCGGCCUGAAUCGCAUUGGCCAAGGAGGGAGAUCGCAGACCAGGACCCGACUUCACAGGUCACCACCUGCGACCUUGAAGUCUCCAUUUCAGCCUCCAUUUCGUGGAAACUUCCUGGUAUGGGGUCUAUUGGACCUGCCAAAGCUGUGGCCUUGUACAAAAGCACGGUUGGGAUGACGCCUGAACUCUGAGGUUUCUGUUUCGCCCGCAGAUCUGCGGCCCCUGAUUUCAUCAACAUCAACCGACCCCGACUGCUGUGCCAAAGAUGCCAGUCCCAUGGAGACUUGCUCGCGUGCGACAAAGGGGUUCGACUUGUGCACCGC
Molecule: messenger RNA, 863 nt
Organism: Durusdinium trenchii
Lineage: Eukaryota; Dinophyceae; Suessiales; Symbiodiniaceae
Source: the annotation of a GenBank genome assembly